Messenger RNA from Fusarium fujikuroi IMI 58289, 1740 nucleotides. RefSeq names its product related to acyl-CoA transferases/carnitine dehydratase. The transcript is spliced from 2 exons. The record is from RefSeq and is a predicted model, not a curated record. Bases 1 to 1740 code for a protein of 579 amino acids. Lineage: Eukaryota; Fungi; Ascomycota; Sordariomycetes; Hypocreales; Nectriaceae. Gene Ontology annotation, molecular function: catalytic activity.
AUGGACAAUCCUGAGCAAUUCAAGUUAUCAUACUCGGUACCCGCUGAGAGCCGAGCGAUACUAUUAGAAUCGCUUGUUGGCAACAGUCUCCACAGCAGUCUCCCAGCUGAAACAAAGGAGUUCGCUCAUCAUGUUCGGUUUGAAGGCUCAAACCUCCCCUGUCUGCCAAUCAACUGGAGAUUGGCAGAGAGUGCUGCAUCCCUCAAGGCUCUGGAAGCAGUCCUCAUCAACGUCUUGAUCAGUCGCAAGUACGGCCAAGGCCCGUUUCCUGUCACUAUUGACACGGAUCACGCCCAACUGUUCUUCAUGUCUUCCUUGCUCAUCGAGGCCAACCCAGAUCCUGCUUCGCCAAUACAGCCGACUCCGAUUCGAGAGCUCACCGAAAAGUACAGCCACUAUUUCCCCAACCGGGAUCUGCACCAGAUGGCGUCGUCUCCUUUCCGCAAAGCCGUCACAAACAUCUACAAAACUAAAGAUGAUCGCUUCUUCCACCUGCACGGAAGUCUGAAUCCUAAUCCAAGCCUAGAAGCUAUUGGAUUUCCGUGCGACAACAUGGAAAUCCAAGACAUCGAAUCCUCGUUUGUCCCAUUCAUGAACCGCAUAGCUGAGAAAGACGCCGAGGCGUGGGAUCAUCUACUUGGGGACGAAUACAAGCAAGCUGCCACUAUAUGUCUCAGUAAAGAGGAAUAUGCAAACAGUACCCAAGGUCAGGUCAAUGGUAAAGUUGGGCUGUACAGAGUGCAGAGACAGGACUCAAGACAUGCAGCCGGCUGGUGGGAGCCAUCCAAGGACACCUCAGUCGAGAGACCUCUAGCGGGACUCAAGAUCGUGGACUUGACCCGCGUCAUCGCUGGGCCUGCCAUCGCAAGAGGCCUGGCCGAGCUCGGGGCCAGUAUCAUGAGAGUCACUGCUCCGCACUUGCCAGACUUCUCUGGUCUGCACCCAGACCUAAACUGGGGUAAAUGGAACUGCUCCCUGGACCUGCGACAGGAAGACGACCGAGAAAAGCUGCGCCGUCUUAUACAAGAGGCCGACGUGGUCGUGAAUGGCUAUAGGCCUGAUGCAUUGACCAAGUACGGGUUCGGUCCGGCCGAGGUGUUCUCCCUAAUCAAGGAUCGCAAGAGAGGCAUCAUCUACGUUCGCGAGAACUGCUUUGGUUGGGACGGCCCGCUAUCCCAUCGCAGUGGAUGGCAGCCCAUCAGCGAUGCGCACUCUGGAAUCUCCAUGGGCUUCGGGCGAGCCAUGGGCCUGGACGAGCCUGUCACUCCUGUGUUUCCCAAUUCGGACUAUUGCACCGGAAUAGCGGGGACAUGUGCUGUGCUAGAGGCACUUGUAGACCAAGCAGAGAAGGGUGGAUGUUAUCUCAUCGACACAUCUUUGAACUACUACAACCAGUGGCUGGCCCAGUCCGUGGGUGAGUAUCCAAAACCAGUCUGGAAUCAUGUUUGGAAACAAACAGGGCACGAGGUGUUCCGUCAUUACCACAGUAUGAACCAUACCAUACCGCGAUUCAUCGACAAGAUGAAGCGAAACGGCACAUUACUCAAUCCCCGGUUCUUCGAGACGCGGGAGUCGCCAGCCCUUGGGGGCCUUGUUUUUCGCACACCAAAGGCGGUUCUCCGUUUCCCGCCAGGCACGGUGAAGCUCGGGUACAAUGUAGGGACUCGCGGGAAUGGUGUAGAUGAACCACAUUGGCCAUCGGACCUUAGGACCGAAGUCGUCGGCAAGGUCAGACAGUAG